CAGAUAGACAGAAGAACAGGACGCGACCUUUGGCUCACUGCUCUUGAGCGAGCGAGAGAGAAAUGGCGGUCCUCUGCGCAUCAUCGUCAUCAUCUUCUUCUUCUUCAGCAUUCUUCGCGUCCGCCAAAUGCAACCCCUCCCUCUCUCCUCUCUCUUCCAAGAGAAGCGUCGCCGGACCUUCGUUCGCCCUCACCAAGCCCGUCGCCGCCACGGUCGGCAGGCGCAGCCUCGCCGUCCGGUGCCAGAAGGACCUCUCCGUCGUCCCUCUCGACCAGCGGUGGAUGUUCGAGGAGUCCGAGGUCGACGGACCUGACAUUUGGAAUAAGACGUGGUAUCCUAAAGCUGGAGACCAUGUGAACACGGAGAAGCCGUGGUACAUAGUGGACGCCACGGAUAAGAUACUCGGUAGACUCGCGUCGACCAUCGCUGUUCACAUCCGUGGCAAGAAUCUGGUGACGUACACUCCCAGUGUGGACAUGGGGGCUUUUGUGAUUGUGGUAAAUGCUGAAAAGGUUGCUGUAUCUGGAAAGAAGAGGACCCAAAAGCUCUACAGGAGGCAUUCAGGAAGACCCGGUGGUAUGAAAGUCGAGACAUUCGACCAACUGCAGCAGAGAAUUCCUGAGAGGAUUAUUGAACACGCUGUUCGGGGCAUGCUUCCCAAAGGAAGGCUUGGCAGAGCAUUGUUCAACCACCUUAAGGUUUACAAGGGCCCAGAACACCCCCACGAGGCGCAAAAGCCCAUUGAGCUUCCCAUCAGGGACAAGAGGAUACAGAAGGAGAGAUGAAUGAGAAUUGGUAUUUUGCUGAAGAGAAUUAUAACAAUUAUGAAUUGUACUCGUAAAGAAUUGCUAGUCUUUAGUUUCUUUUUUGUGCAAUGAAGUUUGAAUUUUAUUCACAGGGCUCUGCUUCCCUCCAUUUCA
Messenger RNA from Syzygium oleosum, 920 nucleotides. Its product is annotated as 50S ribosomal protein L13, chloroplastic. The transcript is spliced from 4 exons. Gene Ontology annotation, molecular function: mRNA binding; structural constituent of ribosome. Gene Ontology annotation, cellular component: ribosome; cytosolic large ribosomal subunit. The record is from RefSeq and is a predicted model, not a curated record. Gene Ontology annotation, biological process: translation; negative regulation of translation. The coding region runs from base 63 to 785 and encodes 240 amino acids. Lineage: Eukaryota; Viridiplantae; Streptophyta; Magnoliopsida; Myrtales; Myrtaceae.